Messenger RNA from Exophiala spinifera, 2130 nucleotides. RefSeq lists its product as uncharacterized. Bases 1 to 2130 code for a protein of 709 amino acids. The transcript has 6 exons. The record is from RefSeq and is a predicted model, not a curated record. Lineage: Eukaryota; Fungi; Ascomycota; Eurotiomycetes; Chaetothyriales; Herpotrichiellaceae. Gene Ontology annotation, molecular function: glycosyltransferase activity.
AUGGGCGACCCAUCAGGUGAAAUCCCAAUGCCAUUGGGACAUCGGAGACACAGCAUUCAAGUACAACAUGAUUUUGUCGGCCAAGUUCCUGAAUAUCAUCGGAAACGAUCUUUCAGCUUCGCGCAGCCCAAACUGCAUGACCAACCGGAUGGCGUCGAUAUUGGAACAAGCUUAAGUGAAUUUUGGGCUGGCAUUGCCGUCCAAGAAGAGAACAGCACGACACUCAAAGUUGGCAUAGCCAUUCAUGAUGGUACAUACAGUGUCGACUUUGCCAUCCAUCGCAUCUCGCUGGAAGACAAACCAGAGAAUGAGGACGGAGCAGACUGGGCCGUUGAUCACAUCAUUACAGAACUAAAACAGUACAGGAAAGACCAUCUCUGCAAGCUACUCGGUGCUGGUAUCACUCCUGAACUUCAUCACAAGGCGCCCAAUCUAUGUUCCAGGCUGUGGGCAGAGCUGGAUAUCGUUCCCAUUGUUCUGCCAUCUGCUGAGCUCCUGCCUGGGAAACGCGUACGGAAUCAAGGGCGAAUCAACGUUGACGAGUUGGCAGACUCUAACGCGAGAAAAUGCUUAUCGUACUUUGGACCCACGAAACAGCCCCGUCUGUCCAUCAACUACCAGAAUCAAGUGGAAGUGGAUCUGGGUGGCAUGAUCCAGCUAGCCACGCUCAAUGAUUACGAGAAGUCGGUUCGGCCACCAACCUGGAGAGCCGUACAAAAGCACAUCAAAGCAGUCAAAGACAAAAACCUCCGGAUUGCCUUCUUCAGUGCUACUCCGCAAGGGGGGGGAGUCGCCCUGAUGCGUCAUGCUUUGGUCAGAUUCCUUACUCAGCAAGGUGUGAAUGUUGAAUGGUUCGUGCCUAAACCGAGACCGGACGUCUUCCGCAUCACGAAGACCAACCAUAACAUCUUGCAGGGGGCCGUUCCCCCAGAUGUCCGCACCUCCGAUGAGUCAAUGGGUAAGAUCAAAGAAUGGAUCAAAGACAACGCCGAACGUUUCUGGCUUUCAGACGAGGGAGGGCCUCUGAAAGCCCCUGCUCAAGGCGGCGCCGAUGUCAUCAUCAUCGACGAUCCCCAGAUGCCAGAAUUGAUCCCCAUAGCCAAAAGAGAGGCUCCUGAUCGUCCGAUCAUCUUUCGAUGUCAUAUUGAAGUUCGAGAUGACCUGGUCUUGGAGGAUGGAAGUGCUGCCCAAAUGGUCUGGCAGACCAUGUGGUCGAGUAUCAAGCAAGCCGAUGUCUUUCUGAGUCAUCCAGUGCGAUCAUUUGUGCCUCCUGACGUGAGGUUGGAAACAUUGGGUUGGCUCCCGGCUACCACAGACUGGCUUGAUGGCUUGAACAAAGACAUGGACAGCUGGGAUGAAUCAUACUAUAUGCAUAUUCUCCGACAGACUUGUCAAGCCCAGGGACUUCCUCAAUUGCAGUAUCCAAACCGUGGCUACUUCACCCAAAUUGCUCGAUUCGACCCGUCAAAGGGCAUCCCCGAUGUCAUCCAGAGCUAUGCCAGGUUUCGCGAAUUGAUGGCCGACGAACCAAAGAGAAAUGUCCACCAAUUGGUACUCUGUGGUCAUGGUUCCGUCGACGAUCCCGACGGAAGUUUGAUUUAUGAUCAGACAAUGGACGAUAUCCAUAAAAAUCAUCCUGACCUGGCGGAUGAUAUUAUCGUCCUUCGCCUCGGGCCCAGCGACCAGAUACUAAAUGCGGUCAUGUCACUAUGUACCGUGGCUCUGCAGCUUUCGACAAGAGAGGGCUUUGAGGUCAAGGUUUCGGAAGCUCUUCAUAAGGGCAAACCUAUAAUCGCAACGCUUGCAGGGGGCAUUCCUCUCCAGGUCGAACAUGGCAAGAGUGGUUUCCUGGUGGAAAGAGGCGAUCACGAGGCUGUAGCCAAACACCUGUACGACCUCGUCAUGGAUGGCGACCUCUACGACACCAUGAGCGAGUAUGCCAGGACCCAUGUCAGCGAUGAAGUGCAUACGGUCGGGAAUGCCCUGAGCUGGAUGUAUCUUGCGUCGUCCUUGUCUGGCGGCAACACACUGAAACCGAACCAAAGGUGGAUCAACGAUCUGGCUCGUGAAGCAGCCAAUGAGCCAUAUCAAGACGAGGAACCACGUUUGCCUCGACAUCUUUCGACAUAG